Messenger RNA from Lobosporangium transversale, 2542 nucleotides. RefSeq names its product Cullin. Lineage: Eukaryota; Fungi; Mortierellomycota; Mortierellomycetes; Mortierellales; Mortierellaceae. The transcript is spliced from 9 exons. The record is from RefSeq and is a predicted model, not a curated record. Gene Ontology annotation, biological process: SCF-dependent proteasomal ubiquitin-dependent protein catabolic process; protein ubiquitination. Gene Ontology annotation, cellular component: SCF ubiquitin ligase complex. The coding region runs from base 204 to 2513 and encodes 769 amino acids. Gene Ontology annotation, molecular function: ubiquitin protein ligase binding.
CUUCUCUCUUCAAGUAUUGCGUGGUCUUGUUCUUUUUUCUCUCUCUCCUCACCUCCUUGAAAAUAUUCCCAAAGGCGUCACUCCAUCAUUCCUUCUCUUUCUGUCUACUGUCUUUCUGUCCUUGGUCAUCCUUCAUAUCUUUUUUUCUUCCUCUCUCUCAUUUCACUCUUAUUCUUCAUUGUCUGUCCCUCUCUAGUCGCGUCAUGUCCUCAUCAAAGAGCGUGGCCACUCCACCACCGCCCCAUGGUAGUGACAUUAAUGCCACCUGGGCUUUCCUUGAACAAGGCAUCGACCAGAUCAUGAACCGUCUCGAAGAUGGACUCACUUAUCAACGUUAUAUGGAGAUCUACACCGUUAUCUACAACUAUUGUACUACUAAAGCUACGUCUGAUACAUUAAACCAUUCGAUCCAAACACGAGGUGCAACGCUUGGCGGAAGUGAUCUCUAUUCGCAUUUGAUUCGCUACUUUCAAAAGCAUCUUGAGGUCAUUCGUAAGGACUCGGAAAAGUUCAUGGACGUGUCACUUUUGGAAUACUAUACCAAGCAGUGGGUCAAGUUCACAGGAGCCUCCACCUAUGUCCACCAUUUAUUCACGUAUCUCAAUCGCCAUUGGGUUAAACGCGAGAUCGACGAGGGUCGCAAGACUGUGCAUGAUGUGGGCACUCUCGCUCUGGUUAGCUGGAAGGAUAGCUUGUUUAGUCAUGUUGAACGUAACGUUAUGGCAGCCGUUCUCAAGCUUAUCGAGCGUCAACGCAAUGGCGAGUCUGUCGAGACAAGUCUUCUGCGAAACGUCGUGGAGUCGUUCGUAUCUCUGGGUUUGGACGAAAAUGAUUCUAAAAAGACAACGCUUGAAGUCUACAGACAGUACUUUGAAAAGCCCUUCGUCACUGCUACAGAAGUUUAUUAUAAGAUGGAAUCUGAAAAAUUCUUGAGCGAGAACAGUGUUACUGAGUAUAUGAAAAAGGCGGAGGCCCGUUUGGCAGAGGAGGAGAGUCGCGUGCAGAUGUAUCUUCAUGCCAGCACUCACAAGCCUCUUAUCUUUACGUGUGAAACAGUGCUCGUUAAAGGCCACACAGAGAUUAUUUGGGAGGAAUUCCAGAACUUGCUGAACCAGGACAAACAAGAGGACCUCUUCAGAAUGUUCUCUCUUUUGCUUCGCAUCCCCGAAGGCCUUGAUCCACUACGUGCUCGCUUCGAGGCUCAUGUCCGCAAGGCCGGCUUGAGCGCUAUUGAAAAAAUUGCUGAUGAAUCAGCAGAAACCUUGGAACCUAAAGUGUAUGUGGACGCCCUACUGGAAGUUCACAAAAAAUACAAUGAUCUUGUACAGACCGCUUUCCGUGGUGAAGCCGGAUUUGUGGCGUCGUUGGAUAAAGCUUGUCGAGAGUUUGUCAAUAGAAACAAAAUUUGCAAGUCCUCUUCAUCAAAGUCACCUGAAAUGCUGGCACGCUACUGUGAUUCCUUGUUGCGUAAGAGCUCCAAGAACCCCGAAGAGAAUGAUUUGGAAGACAUUUUGACCAGCAUUAUGACAGUGUUCAAGUACGUAGAAGACAAGGAUGUGUUUCAAAAAUUCUACUCCAAGAUGCUUGCUAAGCGUCUUGUGAAUGAUACUUCGGCCUCGGAUGAUGCAGAAGCUGGAAUGAUCUCAAGGUUGAAAGAAGCUUGCGGAUUUGAGUACACGGCUAAACUUCAGCGUAUGUUCACAGAUAUGGGCCUAUCUAAAGAGUUGAAUGAUCAAUUCAGAGAUAAGAUGAAUCAGAACCAUGAUGCGUCUGAAAAUACGGUGGACUUUUCUAUUCUUGUACUGGGCACAGCAUCAUGGCCAUUGCAGCCUCCCAGUACAUCGUUCAACUUGCCAGAUGAUGUUGUCAAGACCUAUGAGCGCUUCCAAGCGUUUUACCAGGAUAAGCAUCAGGGUCGUAAACUGAAUUGGCUCUUUCAGCUGUCUAAAGCUGACUUGAAGACAAAUUAUAUUAAAGCCAGCAAGACUGGCUAUACUUUCCAGACUUCCACUUAUCAAAUGGGCAUUUUGCUGCAAUACAACAGUGGCCUCUCUUAUACAUUAGAGGAACUGCAGACACAAACAAACCUCAAUUCGGACAUUUUGGCCGGCGCAUUAGGAAUCUUGGUCAAGGCAAAGGUUCUCUUGCUGGAGAACGGAAAAAAUGUUGGAGAUGCUGGCACGAGAUAUGAGCUAAACACUGAAUUUAAGAGUAAAAAGAUUCGCGUGAAUUUGAACUUGCCUCUCAAAGCGGAGCAAAAGAUAGAGACGGAAGAGACACACAAGACAAUUGAAGAGGACCGCAAGCUGGUGAUGCAGGCAGCGAUUGUCCGUAUUAUGAAGACUCGUAAGGUGAUGAAGCACGUAGCCCUGAUGAAUGAGGUUAUUACGCAACUUCAGUCUCGUUUCAAGCCUCGUGUGCCUGAUAUCAAGAAGUGUAUUGAUGUUCUCUUGGAUAAGGAGUAUAUCGAGCGCGUGGAAGGACAGAAAGACAUGUUCUCUUAUGUUGCCUAAGUAAAAGAGAAGAGAAAAGAAAAAGAAAG